UCAGGGUCCACAAUGGGAGAUGAGCACGAGAGUGUCCCCCUCCCCCAGGGAUGGAAGAGCUUCAUGUCGCCCCAAGGACGCAGAUACUAUGUCAACACCAGCAGCAACGAAACGACGUGGGAAUGCCCUGCUGGUGCCCCUGGGCCUCAAAAGACCCCGUUGAAAUUAAAGAGCUCUACAGGAACUUCUUUGUUCCAGCAGGACAAAUGUCCCUUGGCUCUACGGAAGACCAGCUCUGAGAGAGAGGUAGGUCAGAUCAAGAGCCAGUUUGUUUUCUGCUUUCAAAUUAAAAUGGGGCAUUUCUACACUCUAGAGGCCCAAAAUUAG
Conger conger (European conger) is the source of this 327-nucleotide messenger RNA. RefSeq names its product growth arrest-specific protein 7-like. Gene Ontology annotation, molecular function: protein binding. Lineage: Eukaryota; Metazoa; Chordata; Actinopteri; Anguilliformes; Congridae. The record is from RefSeq and is a predicted model, not a curated record. The transcript has 3 exons. Bases 13 to 327 code for a protein of 104 amino acids.